AUGGACAAUUUGAAAGCCAAUAGCGACAAGCCGGUUGGUGCCAGUGUUAUUAUACAAACGACAAAUUCACUUCUGUCGCGAAAGAGUCUGAAAGAGAUUGGCGGGGCACGUGAGGAGAUGGUCGAGAACGGCUUCGUAAAUCACGGAUUUGUACCGGAUACUCUCCCUAAAGUUGGCGGAGAGGGCGGAGACGACAAGAUGAGCGCAACAUCGACAGAAGACAACGAUGUCCACCCAAGGUCGUCACACGGUGACCACAAAACGAACGAAUACGAGAAUAUGAAUCUGAGUUAUUCCGGAAUCUACCUGGCAAUUGAAGAUCUACAUAAGACUGGAAUUGAUGAAGAGACAGCCAGUGAUGGGGACAUCGGGAAAAAUGACUCCACAGGCACUAACAGCAUAAACACAACAGAUCGUUCCACGUCAGGUGCGUCUGAGACACACAACGCUUUUUCUGAGGAACUCCGUAAGAACGAAUCAGACACAACAACAAAGACAUCUUCAGGAGUGAUCAAAGACGUUAAUUUAGAGCUUGUGCCAGAAAUACCAGCACCGGACUAUAUCGUGGAUGAUGCGCAAAGCCAGUGCGAGGCUAAAGAAAGUACCUGGGCAGCGCCAGAAACAAAUGGUCAACUGGAAUCAGAGAUCAGUGAGUUUCUUCUAACGCCUGACUUUAUAGAGAACGUCAACGAAAAGCCAGCCUUGUUUGAAUCGCCCUCAAAAGGAGUAUCCUUCCAAACUGAGGAGCCCCUGAAAAACACUGGUACCACUGACGAAGGCGACUCAGACAGCGUCAUCGUGCCAAACAAUGAGUCGACAACUGACGCUGAUGAAGAUAAUACCUUGCCCGAAUGGGCUUCCGAAGCGUUGCAGCCAACCAUUCGCCCGAUUUCAUCAAGGGAGGAAUUUAAAUCACACCUGGAGAGUCUGAUAUCUUCCCCGCCACAAAUGCCACAGUCGAAACCGUCGACAUCACCGUCGACUCAGUCGCCGGUCGCUACUCUCAAAGAAAACGCAUCACCACCGACGCCGCCCCAGCCACCGCCUCCGCCACCGCCUCCACCGCAGUUGCCGUCAUCAUCCACAGUAGAGACCCCUUCUACAUCCGUGCCUUCAUCACCGCCACCACCGCCACCACCACCACCACCGCCCCCCAUCCAGAUAAUGGCGACACAUUUGUAG
Messenger RNA from Acanthosepion pharaonis, 1182 nucleotides. Lineage: Eukaryota; Metazoa; Mollusca; Cephalopoda; Sepiida; Sepiidae. The record is from the annotation of a GenBank genome assembly.